AAAAUGAGCGUCGGAGAGCAGAAAAGCGUCCUGAUGGUGUGUUUAGGCAAUAUCUGCCGUUCCCCGAUCGCCGAGGCCGUUUUCAUUGAUUGCCUGAAAAAACGUGGAAAACGUGAGGAAUGGCACGUGGAUAGCAGUGCAAUCAUCGGAUAUCACACGGGAAAAGGACCCGAUAGCCGGGCGAUGGGCGCACUGAAAAAAUAUGGAAUUAAGGAUUAUCAGCAUCGAGCCAGAGUGACUUCCCCCGAUGAUUUCCGAAAAUUCGACUACAUUUUCGGAAUGGACGAUCAAAAUAUCGAGGAUCUUCAGGAAAUUGCACGAAAAGUGCCGAAAACGGAGCGAAAAGCCGAGAUUUUGAUGCUCGGCGUGCAGGAUGUGAUGGCCGGGAAACGGGAAGUGCCGGAUCCGUAUUACGAGUCCGGUAGCAAACAAUUCGACGAGGUCCUCCAGCAGUGUGUCAAGUGUUGUGACGCUUUUUUGGACAAGAUUUGCAAAUAGAUUUUUUUUUGUGGAAAUUUGGCCUAAAAAUCAUGAAAAUCGGCCUAAAAUCACCUGAAAAUCCAUUAAAUCCGAAAAAAAAUCGGUGGCCGAACUUUUCGAUUUUCUAGGCCAUCAUGUGAAAAGUUAGUCCCCCACACAAAACUGACCUGACCUAUCACGCAGAAUGUCAAAACAAAAUUGGGGGACUAAUUUUUCACUUGGUGGCCUAGAAAUCCAAAAGUUCGGCCACCGAUUUCUGACAAAUUUUUAAUUUUUUUUUCGAGGCCUAAAAAUCAUGAAAAUCGGCCUAAAAUCGCCUGAAAAUCCAUCAAAUCCGAAAAAAAAUCGGUAGCCGAACUUUUGAUUUUCUAGGCCAUCAUGUGAAAAGUUAGGCCAUCUAAUUUUUUGUUGUUAUUUUUCCGUUUUUGAUAGAAAAUUUGAAUAGGAAAAUGGCCUAAAAAUUAAAAGGACUAACUGAUUAACUUUUCACUUGGUGGCCUAGAAAUCCAAAGUUAGGUCAUCAAUUUUUCUGACCGAUUUUCUUGUUUUUUUCGCAUUUUUUCCGAAUUGUUUUGUAUUCGUCCUAAUUUCGUCUUUUUUUUUUAAACUAAAACUCAUUGAAAUCGAAAAAAAAAUAGAUGGCCGAACUUUUGAUUUUCUAGGCCACCAAGUGAAAAGCUAGUCCGCGAGCUGAAAAAUGUUCGGAAUCACUUAAAGAUACCUCUAUACCCACAGGGACUAGUUUUUCACUUGGUGGCCUAGAAAACCAAAAGUUAGGCCGCCGAUUUUUUCUUUGAUUUUAAUGAUUUUUAUUGUAUUUUCCCCCAUUUUUUGCCAAAAUUUCAUAUUUUUUCUUCGCAUAAAUACAUUUUU
Messenger RNA from Caenorhabditis elegans, 1353 nucleotides. RefSeq names its product Low molecular weight phosphotyrosine protein phosphatase (gene Y94H6A.7). NCBI's taxonomy places the organism in Eukaryota, Metazoa, Nematoda, Chromadorea, Rhabditida, Rhabditidae. Gene Ontology annotation, molecular function: acid phosphatase activity; protein tyrosine phosphatase activity; non-membrane spanning protein tyrosine phosphatase activity. The coding region runs from base 4 to 498 and encodes 164 amino acids. Gene Ontology annotation, cellular component: cytoplasm. The record is from RefSeq and is marked reviewed. The transcript has 3 exons.